GCCAUCUACGAAUGUUCAAUCGAAUCAGGCCACACUAACAGGCUGUGCUGCCAUCUAGGUUGUAAAGUCCUGAGUACUUGCAUUUAUUGCCUGGUUUUGAUUUGUUUACAUAGUUUUUCCGUUUUUUUCAGUAUUGUGUGGAUUAGUGGAGCGUAAGGCCUAUAACACAGGCCGAGCAGAGCGAGCGACCAGAAACCAAGAGAAUACUUUCCCGAGCAUUGCUGAAAUACCUCAUCUUUAUUUUCCGAAGAUAUCUCAACUAAAAAGUGCAAAAAACCAAGUGAGC
Molecule: messenger RNA, 286 nt
Organism: Acanthoscelides obtectus
Lineage: Eukaryota; Metazoa; Arthropoda; Insecta; Coleoptera; Chrysomelidae
Source: the annotation of a GenBank genome assembly